AAGACGAAUGUUGCGUGAUGACGUCAUAGUACAGUGUCGCGCGAACGCUUGGAGUAUGAACUGUUCAACCUGAAGGCUCGUUCCAAAAUAAGAAAGCAAUCAUGUCCAAAAUAGACAAGAUGAGCAUCCUGGGGGUGCGAAGCUUUGGAAUUGAGGACAAAGACAAGCAAAUAAUCUCGUUCUUCACUCCCCUUACUGUUCUGGUUGGUCCCAAUGGAGCAGGCAAAACGACCAUUAUUGAGUGCCUCAAGUAUGCUACAGCAGGGGAACUUCCCCCAGGUUCUAAAGGAGGUGCUUUUGUCCAUGAUCCAAAGGAUGCCCAUGAGACAGACGUGCGAGCACAGAUUCGACUUCUGUUCUCUGAUGUCAAUGGAGAGAAAGUCACCAUCCAACGUUCCAUGUCCUGCACCCAGAAGGCGAAGAAUUACUCCUUUAAAAGCCUAGAGCAGGUUAUUAGUCGGAUAAAGGACGGUGAAAGCGUGAGCUUGUCAUCCAAAUGCGGCGAGCUGGAUCGCGAGAUGAUUUCUGCACUCGGUGUAUCCAAGCCUGUGUUGAAUCACGUCAUAUUCUGCCAUCAAGAGGAUUCCAACUGGCCACUCAGUGAGGGCAAGGCGCUCAAAGAAAAGUUUGAUUCCAUCUUCGCUGCAACCAAGUAUAUCAAAGCUCUGGAUACGAUGCGUCAGUUGCGUCUCAAGCAGAGCAACUCUGUGAGAGAGUGCCAGGUGGAGUUACGCUUCUUGAAGCAGAACAAGGAGAAGGCCCAGCAGAUUAGAGAGAUUGUCGGUAGCAAGGAGGCUCAGCUGAUAGCCUCCAAGGACAGCAUCCUUGUGCUUGAAAGCCAAAUUGAGCCACUGGAAAAUCGGCUGGCAGACAUCGACUUGAAAUUGGGCAAGGUGAUGAAGCUGGACAAUGAUAUUAAGGCUUUGGACAGCCGGAAGAAACAGAUGGAGGAGGACAACAAAGAGCUCGAGGAAACAAUGGAACAGGUGUUCCAGGGUUCAACUGAACAGCUGCAAGAGGUUUACCAGAACCACCAGAGAACAGUGAAGGAGAAGAACCGCAGGCUGACAGACUGCCAAAAAGAGUUGGAGCGAGCCGACAGGGAGUGUCAGAGACUCAACAGGGAAAAGUCCGAUCUCCUGGUGGAACAAGGACGUGUCCAGCUAGAGGCUGACUGCCACACACAAAACAUCAAGACCCGUGACACUCAGGUUCGGUUAUUGUCGUCCCAACUGGAGGUGGAAGGCUACGACCGGCCACCCUUUACAAGGGUUCAACUCGAGAGCUUUCAUCGUCAUGUCGCUCAGAGACUGGAGCAAGAAAGAGAGACAGUCGCUCAGGUUAUGGCGGACCUGCAGGAAAGGGAGCAUCAGAAACAACAGUCAAUUGAUGAGAUCAGGGAUAAGAAGACGGGUCUGGAGAGAACAGUGGAGCUCAAAGAAGACCUGCUGGGAACGAAGCAGAUUGAGCUCCGGAAUGUCCGCACUGAGCUGCAGAGGCUGGAAGGUUCGUCCGGCAGAAUGCAAGAGCUGGAAAACGAGCUGGCAACAGCGGAGCGUGAGCUGCAGAGCACCCUCCAGACGUCCAACGUGGAAGAGCUAAAAGUUGAGGUUGUGCAGCUCCAGAGAGAAAAGGCAGAGCUCGACCGCACACAGAGGCAACUGGACCAAGAGAUGGGAGUGCUGAACUUGCACACGACUGCGCGCACACAGAUGGACAUGUUGACUAAGGACAAGAAAGAGAAAGAGGAGCAGGUACGCAAGAUCAAGUCGCGUCACAGUGACGAUCUGGUGUCACUGCUGGGCCACUUCCCCAACAAAAGAGAGCUGGAGGACUGGCUUUACUCGAAGUCAAAGGAAAUACACAGCACCAGGGACAAACUGGCCAAACUCAAUAAGGACCUGGCUUCCAGCGAGCAGAAUAAGAGCCACAUUGCUGCCGAGCUACGUAAAAAGGAGCAGCAGUUGACAAACGAUGAAGAGAAAUUUUUCAACGUGUGCGGCAGUCAAGAUCUGGAGCAGGACCUGAACAAAGUGCAGGAGGACCUGGAAAAAAUGUCCAAACAAAGAGCCAUGCUCGCUGGAGCCACUGCCGUCUACACUCAGUUCAUCAGCCAGCUGACUGAGGAGAGAGAGCCCUGCUGCCCCGUCUGCCAGCGGACGUUCCCGUCGGAGCCUGACCUACAGGAGGUCAUCAGCGACAUGCAGUCCAAACUGCGUUUGGUUCCAGAUAAGCUGAAAAACACCGAGCAGGACUUGAAAAAGAAGGAGAGGAGGCGAGAUGAGAUGAUGACCCUAAGACCAGUCAGGCAGUCCAUCGUGCAGUUACAGGAGAAGGAGUUGCCUGAGCUGAGGACUCGACUGCAGAGUGUGAACAGGGAUAUCGAAAGGCUGAAAAGUGAUGCGGAGGAGCAGGAGACUCUGCUUGCCAUGUUGAUGUCAGAGGAGGAAACUGCCAAGGCCUGUCAGCAGGACAUCGCUCUUAUGGACAGAUUCCUGAUGGAUCUAAAGGAAGUGGAGAGGAAAAUAGCUCAGAAUGCAGCCAAACUCCAGGGAGUAGACUUGACCAGAAGCGUCCAGCAAGUCAGUCAGGAGAAGCAGGAGACUCAGCUCAAGUUAGACACCACAUCCAGCAAGAUGGAGCUGAAGCGGAAGCUGAUCCAAGACCAGCAGGAUCAGAUUCAGAUGCUGAAGAGUUGCGUGAACGAGACCAAAGCGGAGAAACUCCAGCUGAGCAGCGACAUGCAGAAGCAGCAGCAGCUGGAGGAGCAACGUGUCGAUUUCACCACUGAGAUUCAAACCUUAACCAGGGACAUCCAGGAAGCAAAGGAGCAGCUGUCUCCGUUGCAGUCCACCUUGAAUAAGAUGCAGCAAGAGAAACAGGAGUUGACGGAACGUAAAAGGCAGAAGCAGGAGCAAGGACAGGAGAAGAUUAACGCGAUCAAAGAGAAAGUAAAGACCAUCUCCAUCUUGGAGAAGGACAUCAACAAGUAUCUUGAAGAGGGCAAACAUAAAUACAAGGAGCAAAAAGAGGCUGCGCUUCAAGCAGCCAGCACCUUGCUCCAUGAGGCUGAACGACACAAGGAGAAGAUCAGCAAAGAGAUGGGAAACAUCCGUCAGGAUAUUGACACGCAAAAGGUUCAGGAGCGCUGGUUACAGGACAACCUGACCCUAAGAAAGCGGGUUGAGGAACUUAAAGAGGUUGUGGCUAAGCGGGAGGCCCUUUGCAAAGACAUAGGCAACAUGCAAGUGAUGCAGCUACGCCAAGAACGGCGUGAAGCCGAGCGCAAGGUGGAGGACCUAAAGAAGAGCCGCAGCAUUGCGCUGGGUCGCCAGAAAGGCUUCGAGGAGGAGUUGCUGCAUCACAAAAAAGAGCUGCGAGAAGACCAAUACAACAAAGCAGACGAGCUCUACAAAAACAAGAUGAUCGUAAUGCGCACGACAGAGCUGGUCAUCAAAGACUUGGAUCUCUACUACAAAGCCCUUGAUCAAACCAUCAUGAAGUUCCACAGUAUGAAGAUGGAUGAAAUCAACAAAAUCAUCAGAGACCUUUGGCGCAGCACCUACCGAGGACAAGACAUCGAGUACGUGGAAAUCCGCUCAGACGUGGAUGAGAACUCGUCUGCCGGAGUGAGACGUAGGAUUUACAACUAUCGAGUCGUUAUGGUCAAGGGAGACACCGUUUUGGAUAUGAGGGGACGCUGCAGUGCUGGCCAGAAGGUGUUGGCAUCUCUUAUUAUCCGUCUUGCCUUGGCGGAGACCUUCUGUCUGAAUUGCGGUAUCCUGGCACUGGAUGAGCCCACCACCAACCUGGACAGAGAAAACAUUGAAUCGCUGGCACACGCCCUUGUUGAGAUCAUUAAGAGUCGUUCCCGCCAGCGCAACUUCCAACUGCUGAUCAUCACGCACGACGAGGACUUUGUGGAGCUGCUGGGCCGCUCCAGUUACAUCGAACACUUCUAUCGCAUCCGCAAGAACCAGGACCAGAACUCUGAAAUCACGAAGUGCAGCAUCAGCUCCCUCUCCUCCUAUCUGCACUGAGCAUGCCGCCACAGUCGUACAGUAAACUCCCUUUUGGUUUCAUCAUUACCCGUUGGCUGUUCCAUUCAUGUUUGUUCACGAUUGAAGAAAUCCCCUGAAUUUACACAAAAAUCAUUCUUUGAAUAAAAAUUCAAUUUUUCUGUG
Hippocampus comes (tiger tail seahorse) is the source of this 4184-nucleotide messenger RNA. It is a transcript of the gene rad50, whose product is annotated as RAD50 homolog, double strand break repair protein. Gene Ontology annotation, molecular function: G-quadruplex DNA binding; ATP hydrolysis activity; single-stranded telomeric DNA binding. NCBI's taxonomy places the organism in Eukaryota, Metazoa, Chordata, Actinopteri, Syngnathiformes, Syngnathidae. The record is from RefSeq and is a predicted model, not a curated record. Gene Ontology annotation, biological process: telomere maintenance via telomerase; chromosome organization involved in meiotic cell cycle; double-strand break repair. The coding region runs from base 102 to 4040 and encodes 1312 amino acids. The transcript has 28 exons. Gene Ontology annotation, cellular component: Mre11 complex; nucleus; condensed nuclear chromosome.